Molecule: messenger RNA, 1573 nt
Organism: Apodemus sylvaticus (European woodmouse)
Lineage: Eukaryota; Metazoa; Chordata; Mammalia; Rodentia; Muridae
Gene: Angptl6
Product: angiopoietin like 6
Exons: 5
Coding region: 139-1503 (454 amino acids)
Source: RefSeq, a predicted model, not a curated record
CAGCCCUGUCGUGGAGCACUACCGUGGGAAGUGAAGCCCAGGGAUCAAUACUUUAGUCCUCCCUGGCUACCUUGGAGCUUUGGGACCCCGUCAAGGCUAAAACUGUAGUCUCCUCCCUCUUCACUGCAGGUGGCGGCCAUGGGGACUGGCAGGCUGCAGCUGCUGCUCCUGCUGGGCGCUUGGAGGGCGCUAGGAGGUGCGGCGCGAUGCCGCGUCACCCUGGUUUUGUCCCCGCAGAAGGCAACAGGCGCCGUCUGCAGGAGCUCAGAAGCCACCCAAGACAGCGAACUGGCCACGCUGCGCCUGCGCCUGGGCCGCCACGAGGAGCUGCUGCGCGCGCUGCAAAGGCGUACGGCGGAGGGCGGCGCGCUCGCGGGCGAGGUGCGCGCUCUGCGCGAGCACAGUCUCACCCUGAACACGCGCCUGGGCCAGCUGCGCGCGCAACUGCAGCAGGAGGCGGGGACGGAGCCUGACCUGGGGGCGGAGCCUGCUGCCGCGCUUGGUUUGCUAGCGGAACGCGCACUGGACGCUGUGGCCGAAGCGCGCCGGACGACGGAGCGCCUGCAGCAGCUGGACGCGCAGCUCCGUGAGCAUGCGCAGCUCAUGAGCCAGCAUAGCAGCCUCCUCGACCGCCUGCAACGCGCGUGUGCGGGCCAGGAACGGGGCCAGCAGCAGGUCCUGCCACUGCCCCUGGUGCCUCUGGUUCCUCUGAGCCUAGUAGGCAGUGCGAGCAACACCAGCAGGAGGCUGGACCAAACUCCAGAGCACCAGAGACAGCAGAGCUUGAGACAGCAGGGGCCUCCGUCUUCUCCGCUGCCCACGGGGCACCUUGCCGUCCCCACCAGGCCAGUGGGCCCAUGGAGGGAUUGUGCAGAGGCUCACGGGGCAGGUCAUUGGCAGAGUGGAGUGUAUGACCUGCGGCUGGGCCGUCGCCUGGUGGCCGUGUGGUGUGAACAGCAGCAGGAAGGUGGAGGCUGGACUGUGAUCCAGAGGCGGCAGGAUGGCUCUGUGAACUUCUUUACCAACUGGCAGCAUUACAAGGCGGGCUUUGGGCGGCCAGAUGGAGAAUACUGGCUGGGCCUGGAACCCGUGCAUCAGGUGACCAGCCGUGGGGACCACGAGCUGCUGAUACUCCUGGAGGACUGGGGGGGCCGCAGGGCACGUGCGCACUACGACAGCUUCUCCUUGGAGCCCGAGAGUGACCACUACCGCCUGCGGCUUGGCCAGUACCAUGGUGAUGCUGGAGAUUCCCUCUCCUGGCACAAUGACAAGCCUUUCAGCACUGUGGAUAGGGACAGAGACUCAUAUUCUGGUAACUGUGCCCUGUACCAUCGCGGGGGCUGGUGGUACCACGCCUGUGCCCACUCCAACCUCAAUGGCGUAUGGUAUCAUGGAGGUCAUUACCGGAGCCGAUACCAGGAUGGGGUCUACUGGGCCGACUUCCGUGGUGGGGCGUACUCUCUGAAGAAGGCUGUUAUGUUGACCCGGCUUGUGCGAUUGUGACCGUCCCAAGAGCACUCGAGGGUGUUCCUGUCUCCUCGAACUGGUAUCUUAUAGCAACACAAGGUGUCCA